This is a messenger RNA of Kwoniella botswanensis, 450 nucleotides long. RefSeq lists its product as uncharacterized. Gene Ontology annotation, molecular function: structural constituent of ribosome. The transcript has a single exon. Gene Ontology annotation, biological process: translation. Gene Ontology annotation, cellular component: mitochondrial large ribosomal subunit; ribosome. The record is from RefSeq and is a predicted model, not a curated record. Bases 1 to 450 code for a protein of 149 amino acids. NCBI's taxonomy places the organism in Eukaryota, Fungi, Basidiomycota, Tremellomycetes, Tremellales, Cryptococcaceae.
AUGCCCCGACUCCCUCGAGCCAUCUUCCCACUCCUCCCUCGACCACCUCUCCCACUCUCCGGCCCAAAACCGAAAUUCGCUUUAAAUUCCACCCUCCGAUUCAACCCUCUCUCAUCCACUGAACCAUUCCAUUCUUCUUUCUCCUCGACAUCAUCUUCUCAGUACCAAUCAUCCCUCUCAUACCUAUUUGGUGAUCAUCCAACAUCUUCACCUAGUCGAACGAUGAUUUCCAACCAUUAUUCUCCAUUGUCCAGUCUGACCGCUCAACCAUACCGAGCUCGAAGUGCCCUUGGUAGUUUGAGGUUCAUAGCGAUGGGUACUUUCUAUCAACCUUCUCAGAGGAAAAGGAAAAACAAGCAUGGUUUCCUAUCUAGGUUGAGAGGUGGUCGGAAUAAUAGGAAGAUUAUUUUCAGGAGGUUGUUGAAAGGGAGAAAGAACAUGUCGCAUUAA